GGAAUCAGUUAGCAUUAUACACCAUUUUCCCUCUCUGACAUGGAUUCAACCCGCAGCUCCUGACGUUUACUGAGCUGAGAGAAGACGCUUUGGUUUACUCAGUGGCCAGCAGAGGUCUGCCAAGUAUUGAUCGUAGGAUGGAGGAAGCAGGAGAGGACCUAGGUCAGAUGGCCAGCCAGCAGGCUCUGUGUGACGCUGAUCAGAAGACCAGGAAACGCCCUGGCAUCUCCACUCUCAAGUGGUUUAUUGUGGCAUUAUCCUUCGCCUGCUUCUCCAAGGCUCUGACAGGAACAUACAUGAAGAGCUCCAUCACUCAGAUCGAGCGACGUUUCGACCUCUCCAGCACGCACGUUGGACUCAUAGAUGGGAGUUUUGAGAUGGGCAACUUGCUGUUUCUCGCUGCGGUCAGCUAUUUUGGGGCCAAGCUACAUCGGCCCAGACUAAUCGCUGUGGGCUGUUUCAUCAUGGCUGUAGGGUCCUUUCUCACCGGCCUGACACACUUCUUCAUGGGACGCUACACAUACAACACAGCCAUUCAGGUUUUCCACAAUGACAGUGUAAGAAUUGCUGCCUGUGCGGUACCUGAAAUUCAGAUUCGUUCUGAAGAAGACGACAAAGCCUGUGUGAGAGAGUCUGGUUCCCACAUGUGGAUCUAUGUGUUUCUGGGGAACGCUCUGCGGGGGAUCGGAGAAACCCCGGUUACCCCUUUAGGCAUCUCUUACAUCGACGACUUUGCUAAAGCAGAGAACUCACCCUUCUAUAUAGCUUGUCUUCAGACCAUAACUCUCCUGGGCCCCAUGUUUGGUUUCCUCCUGGGCUCCUACUGUGCCAAACUGUAUGUUGACAUUGGCUAUGUUGAUAUGGAAAGUGUGGCCAUCACCCCUAAAGAUGCCCGCUGGGUGGGGGCCUGGUGGUUGGGCUUCAUGGUGUCCUCCGUCCUCCUGCUCCUCUCCAGCAUUCCCUUCUGGUUCCUGCCCCGCAUGCUGCCGAAGCAGGAGGGAGAUGAAGGCAAGCUGACUUCCUCACGUGAGACAAUAGAGGUGACAAAGGAUGCCUCCAACAACAAUCACGCCAUCAAGCUGACUGACAUCGCCAAAGGGUUUCUCCCCUCGCUGAAGCGCCUGUUGGGAACUCCUGCCUACUUCCUGCUCCUUUGUGGGAGCAUCCUGAAGUUCAACUCCCUCAUUGGCCUGAUCACCUUCAAGGCCAAAUACAUGGAACAGCAGUUUGGACAGUCUGCCUCCAGAGCCAACUUCCUCAUAGGUGUGUUGAACCUGCCGGCGGUGGCUUUAGGGAUCUUCCUGGGAGGGCUGCUGAUGAAGCGGUAUAAACUGAGCCUGGUGUCAGGAGCUCAGAUGUCCUUUGCCACCUCCUUCCUCGCCUACCUCCUCCUGCUGCUACAGUUCGGCACCAAGUGUGACAACAUCCCCAUGGCUGGGCUCACCAUCUCAUACAACGGGACGCAGGGUAUAUCAUCUGACAGAAGCAUGCUGUUCUCAGAGUGUAACAGAGACUGUUCCUGUUCAGCAGAGGAGUGGGACCCUGUGUGCUCAGACAGCGGCAUCACCUACAUUUCUCCCUGUAUGGCAGGCUGCAUUGGCUCCAGUGGUCACGGCAAGAACACAGUCUUUCACAACUGCAGCUGUGUGUCCGCCUCCUUCCCGGCCGGCAGCAGCACGUCAGUGCGGCUGGGUCAGUGUCCUCAUGCUAAAGACUGCAGCCGGAGUUUCACGUCCUACAUGGCUGUGUCCGUCCUCAGCUCCUUCAUCAACUCUCUGGGAGCCACGCCUGGCUACAUGGUCAUCAUACGAUGCAUCUCACCAGAGCUCAAAUCCCUUGCGCUGGGUAUCCAGGCCUUGGCAACAAGGACUCUGGGUGGACUUCCUGCACCUGUGUACUUCGGGGCCCUGAUUGAUUCCACUUGCCUAAAGUGGUCGGUCAAAAAGUGUGGGGGCAGGGGAGCAUGUCGCUUGUAUGACUCUGAUAUGUACAGGACGAUCUUCCUGGGUCUGCUCACGUGUCUCAGCGGUUCUUCCUACUUCUUCAUUAUCGCGGUCAUCGUCCUCCUCAGACGACAGUUUAAGAAACCAGAGCGAGAAGCAGAGACACGGAAAACGAAACCUGUAAAGAAAAAGGAUCUUGAACUUCAAGAAGCGUCCAACACCACGGUGGAUCAGCCCAAAAAAAACUGUCAAGCUCCCAAAGUCUGGGUAAGAGUCACGACAGAAUUGGAGGAGGGUGACAGAAAGGAACAGCUGCUCGAUGGCGGACUCAACUCCACAAAUAUCACCCAGGAGAGGCAACAGCUCACACCCCUGACAGACAUCACUGUUGAGUUCACUCCUCCUUUAAGUGAGGAAGUAACGAUAGAGAUGCAUGGGCUGGAGUCAGAAGAGAACCUAAGAGACAAGGUUUGUGUGGAGAAUAAAGCACAGGGGGACCAAUUCACAGAGGACAAUAAGUUAGAUGAAAAAGCACAAAAAAAACAAAGAAACUGAUGGACCACAAAACUGAGGUGUGGUCUCAUACAAACUGAAACUGAUCUAGAUACGUUUCUUGAAUUAGGCUCAAAGUUUACUUGGAUUUUCAAGCGGAAAUCGAUGUUUCACCUUCUACGCUACCAGUAUUUCUUUGCCCUCUUUUAUGACAGUAUAGAGCUGUUAUAUAACACUUAGCCCUGAGGAGGAAAUGGGCUACCAAUGAUCCCAUGCUCACAACACUCAAAACAUUGACUUCUAAAUGCACAUGAUGCCUGGACUGAAAAACCUCACAGAGAAAACAUACUGGCUAAAAUGGAUGUUUUUGUCAAUAAAUGUCAAUACCAA
Gymnodraco acuticeps is the source of this 2825-nucleotide messenger RNA. RefSeq names its product solute carrier organic anion transporter family member 1C1-like. Gene Ontology annotation, cellular component: membrane. The transcript has 15 exons. NCBI's taxonomy places the organism in Eukaryota, Metazoa, Chordata, Actinopteri, Perciformes, Bathydraconidae. Gene Ontology annotation, biological process: sodium-independent organic anion transport; transmembrane transport. Bases 138 to 2498 code for a protein of 786 amino acids. Gene Ontology annotation, molecular function: protein binding. The record is from RefSeq and is a predicted model, not a curated record.